AUGGAAACUGUGGAAGAAGCGGACUGGCGAGCAAACAAAGACAAUCUUGAGGAGAGCGCCAGCGCCAACAACACCUACUCUGCGCGUAUAAAGCCAAAAGUGCCCUACCCCGGAUCAGUGAAGAAGCCCAAGAAAGAGAAAGAGCAAGCAAAGUUGAAGGACCUUGUGAGCCAACUAAGCGUAAGGCUCCCUUUUGUCGAUGCUUGCAUGAUUAUUCCAUCAUUGAGGAAGUAUAUGAAGAGCAUACUCACUAGCAACUUGAGUCUAGAAGAGGGAGUGAUGUUGAUAACAGAAGAUUGUAGCCUAGCCCUCAAAACAAAACCCCGGAGAAGCUUGAACCCGGGGAGCUUUGUUCUCUCAUGCCAAAUCGGAUCUUUAAACGCUGCCUUUGUGAAGGGUCUAGCGUGA
Messenger RNA from Microthlaspi erraticum, 408 nucleotides. NCBI's taxonomy places the organism in Eukaryota, Viridiplantae, Streptophyta, Magnoliopsida, Brassicales, Brassicaceae. The record is from the annotation of a GenBank genome assembly.